AUGUCCAAGCUCUCGGCUGAAGAGUAUGAGCUUAGAGCCCUUAAUGCUCAGAUUCAAACCACUCUCUACAACAUUAAUCCGUCUUCACGAUUCGCAACACUCCUUCAAGAGGCGAUGGUCACCAUACGACGUCAUCAAGAGUCACGCGCCUGCCGAAGCUCCGAAGGAUUGAUGUGCGAGGGAGCUGAGGAUGAUUCGCUCAUCGCCACGUCAAGCAGUACCGAUGCAGACUCUGAUCAGGUCUCUCUUUCUCUCGCAUCUACUAGUUCCGACGAACCUGAGGGAGAAGAGGUGACUGCAGAUGCGGCGAGUUCAGUGCUUGGGACGCACUUAGACCCGGCCCCGACCGCCCAAGAGUCUGCCGCCAUUAACGAAUAUCCCACUGCUGCCGAAACACGAGUCGAGGCUUGGCCGGACGAGACCACUUCUACAUCUUCUGAUACUUCAAGCGAGGAGGCGGACAGUAAGAAGCGCAACUUUGAUGAUGAUGAUAGCGACGACGACGAUGACAACAGAUUCACCCCACUGGGGAAGCGAGUCAAGUCUUGA
Molecule: messenger RNA, 549 nt
Organism: Fusarium subglutinans
Lineage: Eukaryota; Fungi; Ascomycota; Sordariomycetes; Hypocreales; Nectriaceae
Exons: 1
Coding region: 1-549 (182 amino acids)
Source: RefSeq, a predicted model, not a curated record